Molecule: messenger RNA, 882 nt
Organism: Trichoderma citrinoviride
Lineage: Eukaryota; Fungi; Ascomycota; Sordariomycetes; Hypocreales; Hypocreaceae
Product: NAD(P)-binding protein
Exons: 1
Coding region: 1-882 (293 amino acids)
Molecular function (GO): oxidoreductase activity
Source: RefSeq, a predicted model, not a curated record
AUGGCUCCCCUCGUUUGGUUCAUUACCGGAGCAAACACCGGCUUUGGUCUCAUGCUUGCCCAUCUGGCCCUUUCCAAAGGCGAUGCCAUCAUUGCAACUGCCAGGAGCCUCUCGAAGUUCCCAGAAUCUCUCACAAAGAACCCGAAUGCCGACUUGGUGGAAACUGAAGUUACUGCGCCGGCCGCUAGCAUUUCCAGGCUCGUCAAUGCAGCUGUCGAGAGGCACGGACGGAUCGAUAUCCUCGUUAACAAUGCUGGCUUCGGUCAUUUCGGCGCUGUGGAGGAAGUUUCUGAGGAGGAGUCGCGCUAUCAAUUUGAUGUGAACUUCUUCGGGCUCCUCAAUUUCACAAGAGCAGUGAUCCCGCAUAUGCGAAGGCAGGGAGCCGGUGUCAUUGUACAGCUCUCGAGUGGCGUGGGUAUUCUCGGUCCUCAAGGAGCUCCGAUUUAUACGGCCUCCAAGUUUGCCGUUGAGGGGUUGAGCGAAGCCAUGGCCCACGAGCUCAAGCCAUUCGGAAUUCGCGUUCACAUUGUUGAACCUGGCGUCUUCCGAACGGACUUUUUAAAGUCGAUUGCACAGGGCCAGAAUGUGAGCCAACAUGUGGAAGGGUAUGCGAAUAUGGAAACGCUGCUGUCUGGUCUGCAUGAGAAGCAGCCCGGAAACCCGGAAGCUGGCAUUCAGCGCAUUUACGAACUUGCCACAGGGACGGGAAUGGCAACAGGGCUUGAGGAUCAGCUUCGGUUUCCGCUGGGCUCAGACUGUUAUGCUAUGCUGGAAGCGAAGAUUGGCAUGCUCAGGGAGACUGCGGAGAAGAUGAAGCCCAUUGCGCUGAGCACAGAUUAUGUAUAUGAAGAAGUCUUCAGGGAUGGCAUGCUCCCGGACUAG